AUGUCUCAGGAGAAGUUAAUACAAGAAGCCAUGGAUACACUUCUUGAUAAUGAAAUCCGGACGCAACCGAUGAGGACAGUCAUAAUCAAGUUUACAAAUGUAAUUGAAGGAAAAGUGGAAAGAUUUCGUAAGACUCUGCUUGGCAAACGGGUUGAUUAUUCAGGGCGUUCUGUCAAUGUCGUAGGCCCUUCCGUUUCAUCACAUCAGUGUGGAUUACCGCGCGAAAUAGCAAUCGAGCUUUUCCAGCCAUUUGUAAUUUAUGGUCUAAUUAGACAACAUCUUGCUUCGAGCAUAAGAGAAAAAGAACUGAUUGUAUGGGAAAUACUUCAUGGAAUUAUGCAGGGGCAUCCUGUAUUACUGAAAAGAUCACCCACUCUGCAUACAUUGGGCAUACAGGCAUUCCAACCCGUUUCUUCUGAGUGA
This is a messenger RNA of Striga asiatica, 423 nucleotides long. Lineage: Eukaryota; Viridiplantae; Streptophyta; Magnoliopsida; Lamiales; Orobanchaceae. The record is from the annotation of a GenBank genome assembly.